Molecule: messenger RNA, 1188 nt
Organism: Caenorhabditis remanei
Lineage: Eukaryota; Metazoa; Nematoda; Chromadorea; Rhabditida; Rhabditidae
Exons: 10
Coding region: 1-1188 (395 amino acids)
Biological process (GO): regulation of membrane potential; signal transduction; chemical synaptic transmission
Cellular component (GO): synapse; neuron projection; membrane
Molecular function (GO): neurotransmitter receptor activity; extracellular ligand-gated monoatomic ion channel activity; transmembrane signaling receptor activity
Source: RefSeq, a predicted model, not a curated record
AUGUUAUGGGCCUUUCGACUAUUGGCAGUGGCUGUUGUUAUAGAAAAUUCGAAUACCGAAACACUACUCCGUCAAUUAUUCAAUCAAACGUAUGAUGUUGAUAUGAAACCAUCUGAUGAUCUGACGAUGGUUACGAUUACUCCGAACACAUUUAUUUUGUUAUCCAUGGAUCAGACACAAGAAACUAUCCAAUAUUCGGAGGAAUUCCUCUUGAAAUGGUUUGACCCAAUCCUCUCCUGGAAUAGGUCUGCAGUUGCUUAUGACAAGGAAUGGUUGAAAAUAGAAGCGAGUCGAGUAUGGCUUCCUGAUGUAAUCAUUACAAACAGUAUUUCAAUAGAUGAAUUGCUUGAUAAGGAUCUACAAAUGGCUGAUCUCCGAUAUAACGGAGAAAUCAGAACAAGUCUUCCAGCAGUCGUAAGUUCUCCGUGUCCACUUCGAAUUGAAAACUUUCCAUAUGAUGUUCAAAAGUGUAAUAUUUCAAUGGGAUCGUGGAGUUUUGACCGAGAUUUUGUUGCUGUUAACUCAUCAGUUGAUGUAUUGUGGCCACAAAAGGGUAGGAUUGAGGGAAACAGCGAAUGGGAAUUACUGUCAAUAACUAUGGUAAGAUCUGACAAUUAUGAUACUUUGAUGGAAAGUUGGUUCUCUGAAGUCACAUAUAUAGUGACUCUGAAACGAAAACCAGUCUAUUAUGUUCUUGUCGAACUGUGCUUGAAUAUGUUUGCUGCAAUCUCAAUGAUGCUCCAACUUGUUUCCGAUAUGAUGCCAAAAGCCUCUCGUCUUCCUUUACUAGGAAACUACAUUAUCGCCGAAGUGUUCGUCGUCACCGCGGCAACGAUAGCUGCCAUUCUCAUUCAGCAAGUCCACCAUCAUGUGCACACAAGUGCAAUACGACCCCCGAAUUGGUUACGUCGUUUUGUGCUCUGUGAUUGCAGAAGGAGAAGAAAUUCAGUUUCCGAAGUGAGCACUACAAGUAGUGUUGAAGUUCCUGAGCAAGCGAUCCAAUCAUUCACCAUUCUGAAAACUUCUCUGCACCAAACCGCAAUCCUAGUUCGUGACACUCUACAACGCAUGUCAUCUGUCAGCGAAAACCAACUGUUGUGGCUGAAAAUUCUGGACAAAACAGAUCUUUUGUGUCUUUUCCUUUUUCAAAUGGCUAAUGUCGUUGUUACAGUAAUCUAUUGGAGAUGA